GUUCAGAAUAUCUGAAGUUUCAUUCCCUUCGUUCACCUUUUGUUUUGUCGACCUCUAACAAGAUGCUGCAAAGGUGUUUUACAGGUGUUUUACUGCUCUCUGUUCUCCUUGCCAUUUCUUUGGCAGCUCCUGUUGCUGACAAGCCUUCAGAUGACGACAGAACUGACGACCUGCUAAAACACUUCAACGCACCAGCAACAGCUGAACCGACAACAGCACAACCAGAUUCUGGAGAACGAACUGACGCUCCCACAGACUCAUCAGAUCAAAAUGGUUCAGAUGGUGCAGUUGAAACUGAUGGAACUGAUGGAACUGACGAAACUGAAGGAACUGAGGAAACUGAGGGAGCUGAGGGAACUGAGGACCCUGACGACCCUGAGGCCGCUGACGAUGUAACCUCUGACUACCAGGACAAUGGAGAAGAGGAAAAUUUGGAUGACGAAGAACAAAACGAGCAGGACACCGCUGAAUCUGAGACAACUGAUGAUGACAGUGAUGCUGCAGAAGACUCUGAAGAUGGUGGAGAUUCCCCUGAAGUAGCAGAAGAAUCAGAUGUUGCAGAAGCAGAUGAGGAAUCAGAGACGGAAUCAGAUAACUCUGAGCCUGAUGAAGAUUCAGACAGUGUGGAGAAAAAUGACAGUAAUGAUGCUGAAUCGGAUACAGACAGUACGGAGACAAACAACAGUAAUGAUGCUGAGUCAGAUACCGACAGUAAGGAGACAAACAGUGAUAACGCUGAUUCAGAUACCGACAGUAAGGAGACAAACAACAGUAAGGACGCUGAUUCAGAUGAUGAGGAUGACGACGAUACUUCUGACAAUGGUUCUGAUGAGUCUAAAAAUGAGUCUACCAGCAACAGUUCAGAGUCAAAAAGUGAUGAAGAAAAUGGAAGCGAUGAAGAUGAGGAAGAAGAUGAUGCUAAUGAUGACUCGUCAGACAAGAACGAAGAGGACAAAGAGGACGAAGAGGACGCAGAGGAGGUAGACGUCGAAGAGGUCGAAGGGGACAUGGAGGACGAAUCAGAGCAGGAAGCUGAACAAAUGCCCACAGAGGAAGAGAAGGACGCCGACAGUCAAACAUCUGAUGACAGUACCGGCACCGAAACCACAGAUGAGGGGGAUGGCAACCAGAGCAACAGUAAUGAUGCUGUAGCAUCAACCCAGGACACAGAUGACACCAUGAAUGAAGGAAACGCAGGGAAUGACAGCUCUGACCCAGACAAGACAGAUGACGUCCCAAGUUCAGAUACUACUGACACCAGUACUGACAGCACACCUGACGCUCAGGAUAAUGGUGGCACUGCCAGUAAUUCAGACUCUCCUGCUAGUACUAAUAAUGAUGAGACUCCAGACUCUUCAAACGCUCAAGGGACAGCCUCUGAUGACACCACCGUUGCCAGCGCACCAGCGAGUUAGAUAAUCUUCCUUUGAAAUGUGGAACCUCGGCCCACCUCCAGAGCCUCCACGGUGGAAUAAAGUUGCCAUGGCAACAACAAGCUAAACUACAACUAAACUGUGUUGUAAAUCCCAACAUUGAGCUUCCUGUGUUCAUCUCGUUUUCCUCCCACUGAUCUUAAAUAAAGCUGUUUACUGUCUGUUUUACUGCUGACCUGAGAUUUGCUCUGUGUGCGUCUGUGCUCACACUUUAUCCUUUAUGUACAUACAGUCCAUCGUUUACUUUAUUACAUUAAUGACACAUUGGGAAUGAAAGAAUCCAGUGAUUGUCUGUACACAAAGAAAGUGCUAAUAAAGUUUGAACUGUCAGAACUGA
Molecule: messenger RNA, 1770 nt
Organism: Sphaeramia orbicularis (orbiculate cardinalfish)
Lineage: Eukaryota; Metazoa; Chordata; Actinopteri; Kurtiformes; Apogonidae
Gene: stm
Product: starmaker
Exons: 23
Coding region: 63-1415 (450 amino acids)
Source: RefSeq, a predicted model, not a curated record